Molecule: messenger RNA, 7289 nt
Organism: Scatophagus argus
Lineage: Eukaryota; Metazoa; Chordata; Actinopteri; Scatophagidae
Gene: tnk2b
Product: tyrosine kinase, non-receptor, 2b
Exons: 18
Coding region: 865-4539 (1224 amino acids)
Biological process (GO): protein phosphorylation; signal transduction; negative regulation of epidermal growth factor receptor signaling pathway
Cellular component (GO): extrinsic component of cytoplasmic side of plasma membrane
Molecular function (GO): protein tyrosine kinase activity; protein binding; ATP binding
Source: RefSeq, a predicted model, not a curated record
GGAGAAAGUUGGAGAAGAGGGGGAACAGACAACAACAGAGGAAAAACAGACAAGCACACAUUAUUGUUCUUAGAAACCACCCAGACACUCAUCUUGACGCACCUUAAAAUGUGAAACCAGAGACACUCAUUCUGGUUCUCGACUCAGCUGCCUGCCUGACUGGCAAGCGACUGAAUCGGGGAGAAGUUGCUCCUAUUUUUAGCCCCACGCUUGAUGGAAGGAUGGAAAGGAAACAGAUAGUAGCUGCACAUGCAAAGACAGAGAGAUUGAGAUGGAGGAAGUGUGUAUGUGUGGGUGAGAGAGAGAAAGAGAGAGAGAGAGGGAGUGAAAGGAAGGGAGAAAGGAGGAGUGACUUAUUUGUGAAGUUCUGCAAGUUUGGAUUACAGGCUCAUUGCUGUCUGAGGAGGACACAUGGCUAGACUGGGCACAGGGCAGAGCUGGGUUGAUUUCUUUGCAGCGGGCAGCAGCUCCUAAUCACACUACAGCCUUUUUUCCAGAAGUUAUAGGACUGCUUAAGUUCUGUUUUGCACACUGAAGUGCUACAUGAAUGCCUCUUUGCCUUCUUGAGGGAGCUGAAGCUAAAGAAGGGGCUUACAGAACGAUUGCCCCGCCAUGGAAUGUAGUAGAUUUACGUGCAGGAUCAUAGGAAGCUUUUCUUCCCCCUCUCGGGUUCGGAGCUGGGGGUCUGGAUCCGAGGAGUGUGUGCACUUUUUAGAAUACCAUAAGAGACUGGGGACGUCAAACUGGGAGGACUGUGGCUCUGGUAGUGGUUUAAAAGGCAAGCAGCCACCUCUGGCCAUUUAAACCACGUACACACAUUUAAUUUUUUUUGCACCCACACUCAUCAGGACGAAGGAACUAAGGAUGAGACGCUUUGACAAGCUGAAAAAGUCAUUGCCGUUCCUGGCACACUUUCACGUGUAUCGAAAACUAGGCAGUACCAUGCAGUGUGAGGAAGGCACAGAAUGGCUGCUGGAGCUGUUGAUGGAGGUGCAGUUGCAGCAGUACUUUUUGCGAAUCCGAGAUGACCUUAACGUCACACGGCUGUCACACUUCGACUAUGUCAAGAGUGAAGACCUGGAGAAGAUUGGCAUGGGUCGACCUGGACAGAGACGACUGUGGGAGGCAGUGAAAAGGAGGAAAGCCAUGUGCAAACGAAAGUCCUGGAUGAGCAAGGUGUUUAGCGGUAAGCGCCCAGAGGGAGGAGACUACCCCCAGCAGGGCCAGCCGGCCUCCUCCUUUCGUAAGCUGUCUCCCACACCUCCACUGGGCCUAGGGGAGGGAGUCCUUGCCACGCAGUCUGGUGGUGCUCCCCUUGAUGGGCAGCAGCAGGCUCUGACCUGCCUCAUCCCAGAGAAGGAUCUGACGCUGUUUGAGAAGCUGGGGGACGGCUCGUUUGGUGUAGUGAAGAGAGGAGAGUGGCUGACACCUGCAGGGAAGGUGCUGAACGUAGCUGUGAAGUGUCUGAAGACAGAUGUGCUCAGUCAGCCUGACGCUCUGGAGGACUUCAUCUGUGAGAUCAACGCCAUGCACUCCCUGGACCACCAGAACCUCAUUCGACUCUACGGUGUGGUGCUCACACACCCAAUGAAGAUGGUGACUGAGCUAGCUCCUCUGGGUUCUUUGCUGGAGCGUCUGCGAUGUGUCCGUCCACAGGGCCCCGUGCUGAUCCACACUCUGUGUCAGUAUGCAGUGCAGGUGGCCUGUGGCAUGGCCUACCUGGAGCAGAGGAGGUUCAUCCACAGGGACCUGGCAGCCAGGAACAUACUGCUGGCCUCAGCUCACAGAGUGAAGAUCGGUGACUUUGGCCUGAUGAGGGCGCUGCCGAACAACCAUGAGCACUAUGUCAUGCAGGAGCAUCGGAAGGUCCCCUUUGCAUGGUGUGCCCCAGAGAGUCUGAAGACCAGAACGUUCUCCCAUGCUACAGACACAUGGAUGUUUGGAGUCACUCUUUGGGAGAUGUUUACACAUGGCCAGGAGCCUUGGCUAGGCCUUAAUGGGAGCCAGAUCCUGCACAAGAUUGAUAAAGAAGGUGAACGCCUUCCUAAGCCUGAAGACUGUCCGCAGGAUAUCUACAAUGUCAUGCUGCAGUGUUGGGCUCAGAAACCAGACGACAGGCCAACGUUUGUCGCCCUGCGCGAGUUCCUGCUUGAGACCAUGCCCACAGACAUGUGUGCUCUGCAGGACUUUGAUGAGCCUGACAAACUUCACAUUCAGGUCAAUGAUGUCAUCACCAUUAUAGAGGGGAGGGCUGAGAACUACUGGUGGCGAGGUCAAAACAAGCGGACCCUGAAGGUCGGACAGUUCCCUAGAAAUGUGGUGACAUCAGUCGCAGGUUUGUCUGCUCAUGACAUCAGCCGGCCUCUAAAGAACAGCUUCAUCCACACCGGACACGGAGACACCAACCCUCAACGCUGCUGGGGCUUCCCUGACAGGAUUGACGAUUUGUACCUCGGGAAUCCCAUGGAUCCUCCUGAUGUCCUCGGUGUAGACCUCAAUGGUGCUCGGCCCACACAGCUACCGGGACGAGCUAAAAAGGAGCCUCCUCCCCGCCCUCCUCAACCAGCUGUGUUAACUAAGAGUAAGUCUGGUUUCCCUCAGCAGCUCCUCACCCAUUGUUCCUGCCCUCUCUGUUCCCUCCUUGCUCCGCUCCUCAAAGAGCCUUCCUAUGAUCCAGUAAACGAUGAUGAGGAUCUGACUUCAGCAGGACUAAAGAGAUUAUCACUUCGGAAAACGGGUUCUGUCAAAGGCCUAAAACUUAAACCUGCUGCAUGGGUCGCUGCUUCCAAACAGGGGAAUGGCCGAACUUCAGGCUCAGGCUACAAUCCCAACACAGAGGUGUCCCUCAUUGACUUUGGGGAGGAGUUCCCCCCAUCCACACCCUCCCCUGUGGUUGAAAUUCAAAUUCCUUUACUGGCAAAGCUCGCUUUAGAAGCAGAGAACAUCCUGGACCGGACUCCACCUCAGAGUCCAUGUAGAUCAUUGCCUCGCCCCCUUCACCCCACUCCAGUAGUGGACUGGGACGCCCGGCCAUUACCCCCACCCCCAGCCUAUGAUGAUGUAGCUCAAGAUGAAGAUGAUAUGGAGGUGAGCUCCAUCAACAGCACAGAGCAGCAGCAUGAAGAAGAGCAGAGCGAUGUCCAUGAUCCAGAUGAGGCUUUCUCCCCUGAGCAGAAGGUGGAGGGUGAGGUUCUUGUCUCCAAGGGUCCAGACAAACCAGCCCUCGAGGACAACCUCUUUCUCCCCAGUAAGCAGAACCAGGGUCUGUCCUCCUCUUUCUCCCAGUCAGCGGAGAUCUUCCAAGAACUCCAGCAAGAGUGCAUGAGAAGGCUUAACGUACCGACUGGAAGUGGUGCCCGGUCAAGUUCACCAUCCCAGGUCUCAGCUUCGUGUCCCCAGAGUCCACAGACACAGGAAGGACACCAGCAGGCUGUCCUCUCCUGCAAUGAGGACAAACCCCAAAUCCCCCCACGCGUGCCCAUCCCCCCUCGCCCCAUAAAAAAGGGUGACUACACAUCAGCUCGUUGGUCAAGGGAUCUCUCCCUGUCACCGACGCCAGCUGACACCACAGAGAACUUUUUAGGCCCAGGCCAGGAUCGACCACCUCAGAUCCCUCCCAGGGAACCUUUGUCCCAGCCAGGCUCCAGGACUCCCAGCCCCAUGGGCCUGGUUGUGGGCUCCCCCCAGCAGAGAGUCUACUCUGUCAGCCCUACCACCAUGCAGGCUUCACUUACCUCCUGCUCGUCCACACACACCUAUGGCUCCUACCUCUCCACCUCUCCAGGUAAACUCAUGCCUACCACACACAGCUUUGCCUCAGAUCCUAAAUAUGCUGCACCAAAAGUCAUCCAGGCACAAGGGAAGGAUGCCACCAACAAGGGCCCCUGCAUCCUCCCCAUUGUCCGUGAUGGACGUAAAGUCAGUAACACACACUAUUAUCUUCUACCUGAGAGACCCCCUUACCUCGACCGCUACGACCGCUUCUUCAGAGAGGCAGAGAGCCUGUCUGCCAGCAGUGUGGAUGAAAGGCCAAUACGGCAAGCCAACACUGCCACUGUCAGACCCAUGGUGGUCAGCAGCCAGACUCUCCAGGGACACACCCAGGGACAGGGGCUUGUCCAGCCAGGCGAACUGAAGGCUAAUUUCUCCUCUAACAAUAACAGCAGUCUAGGAGGGCCACGGUCAGGGAUGAAGACAUCAGUUAGUCUCCCUCGCGUCUGUUCAGACGGGCUGACAGCUCAGAUGGUUGCUGCUUCCUGCACCAGGACAGAUGGAGGAGGGAACUCAGCUGACAGAGUGAGGAUGGUGCAGGAGGCAGUUCAUGGUGUGACGAUAGAGGAGUGCCAAGCCGCCCUCCAGAACCAUAACUGGAAUGUACAGAAAGCUGUGCAUUAUCUUAAGGUGGAGCAGUUGUUCUGUUUGGGUUUGAGAAGCAGGUCAGAGUGUUUAAAGCUGCUGGAGAUGUGUGACUGGAACCUGGAAGUGGCCAGCACUCAGAUGUUAGAUAACUACGGAUCUACAACCAGACAGAGACGGUGACAAAAACCUCAAGCCUCUGAGCUCUGAUUGGAACUUCAUCCUCAGUAAAACAUCAUCAGAGGAAGUGAAUCCGCUCCUGACCCUUCACUUUUAUGCUUCAGACACGUCUACAAUCAAAAGACUGUGAUUUGACUAUGGAAGAAUCAAGGACACUUUAUCUGAACUAAAACAAAAUGCCAAACUUUAUUAUAGCUCCAUUCAUACUUACAAGUUUUUGGGUCAUGUUUUAACUUUUGUCUGAAAGAUGUGAUUGUUGCACUUAAUAAGAAAUUGAAGACUGCUGUCUACUAUCUUUUUAAAGUUGUUCUAAGACAAAAAUGGUACUGUACUUCAAUUUCAUCUGGCCAACUGAAUGUGUCGUCCUAACAGAGGCCCACAGUGCUACAAGAUCCACUUGCUGGUAUCCUCACUGCCACAGUUACACUGUUGACCAUCUAGAGAACGACACUUUAAUCUUUUCUUUUUUUAAUGGCAUUAAAAAGCCAGUUUAAAAGUAAAUCUGAAGCGGUUAAAUCUGAAGUAUGUUAAAUAGCACAAUAUUGACUUCCUGAAAAGGUCGGUAGAUUUCCACAAGCUCAUUGUAUUUUGUCAGAAUAUGGUAAGAACCAGUUCAGUUUGACUGAAAACUCAUCUCUCAUUUAGUGAACCGUGUCAGAAUUUCAUCUAAAUUUAAAUAACAAACAUUGAAAAGCACAACCAAAUAUGAAGUUAACAUUUUAUUGGCUGUCCUGCCAUAUUGUACAGUAAAUAGUUUGGUCUGAUCCUGCAGCUGAAAGCUUGUGGACUCAAAGAAAAUAUGCAGGGAAAAAAGAAAACAGUUUGCAAAAGACUCUACAGCUAAAAAAAGCUCAUAUCUUCAGUAAUGUGUGUUACAUGUUUGAUAGGUUGGCAAGGGACAUUUGUCAGCAUUGACGCAGCAUUGCUACACUCUGUGCUCAGAGUCAAAGGUCAGACUGGCCUAGUGCUGACUAGCAUCUACUGAAUUAGUAGAAAUUGAGGAUCUGAAAAGCAGUUUGUCCAGCAUUCACAGCUACAACACUGUUUAAUUUAUCUUCAAAGGAUACAAAUAGUGUGCCCUUCAUAAAAGUAUUUGUGAACAAAACAUAUUAUCUUACCUGUUAUUUUAAUAUAUUUUGAACACUAUGCUGAGAGACAAGAGUAAACUGUUAGGUCCAUUACUGGGCAGGCCAUUUGUGAAAUUAUUAUUCCUUCAGUCAAUCACAAAUCUAUGACUGUUGCCACAUGUGACUCAAGAACAAAUGUGUCACCCAGACCCAGUCGGUCAGUCAGUCAAUUAAAACAUCUGGCAGAUAUAGUCUUUCCUUAUUCCAUCCCUCUAAGCACUUUGCCCACACAGAACUCGUGUGCAUCAGCUGAAAACUCCCGCGAGUUGUUUUCUGUACAUGCCCAGACUACACUGGCAGCUAGUAACAGAAACGUUGGGAAAUUUGCCCCAAGGUACACAUCCUGCCCCAUAAUCAUCACGUGAAACCACAACUGUGAUAUUCUGGUCAGCAGCUUUAGGGGCAGUCAUUUAAAACUGGGAGGACUUGUCAGCUUUGGGUGAACUCACUCACCGUUGGAUGGGACAACACAUCCUCUGACGGUUUGAAUUCAGUAAGCAUAAAAAGUUUUUGUUCUCCCAUUUUUUUUUCUACUAAAAGGAAAGGAAUAAAAGGCAUUCCACGUGCUUUGACUUCUCAAAUUCACUUUCAGGUGGUCAACUAAAUGUCGAAAACAAUACUUGACAGGCAAUUUAUGAUCAACACACAUGAUCCCUACGGUGCUUCUCUUUGCCAACUGGUACCCAUCUGUUUAAAUUACAGUACAACUGUGUGAAUGUGCACAUGUAGACAUUGGCUUUGCUCCAAACCAACCAGCUUCUCCUUAUGUCCAACCCAGUAUGUGACAGGUCUGACCACAAUCGGUUUGGGCAGAAACUUUAAAGGGCCUCUGAAAAGAACUAAUAUAGAACAACAACAAGCCUUCUGUCUGUCUGGGCACAUUUAGAGGCAUUCAAAAAAAAAAAAAAGAAAAGAAUAUAUUUAUAAAGGAUGUACAGGACUGAUUUUGGAUGACAACCUCUAGUAAAAGCUUUCUCCCAUGUGCAAUAAGGCUGCUGUAGAACCUGUAACCUCCCUGUCUGUCCAUCCAGUUGUGUAAAAAGAGCUUUCAUCUAUGUCAUCACAUAUCCCAGUCCCCGAAUGUACAAGAAACACCAUUUUCAGUAUCAAAUGUUUGGAGACCCGGUUUUCCUCCCCAAAGUAGGAUGAAGUUGACCUCAAGUAAGUUUUGCCAUUUCUGCCCCUGAUGUGUUGUGGUAAAGCUGAUUAUCAACCAGUGAAUUGUCAACAACUGGAUGUGAGUGGUGCCUCCACGGUCUGUUCAUGUGUUUGUUGUCUUAUACCAAGCUGCUGUAGUUGUAUUGAAGGACUCAAGUGAACCUUGUGGUGUUGAAAGCAACAUUCUCCUGUUGUGGUGUUAGAAAACUCUGUUCAGUUCUGUUUAGUCGUUCUUUGCCAGACCUGUUUCUUCAUUUAUAUUGUUUUUGCUGUUUUUGUUUCGAUCCAACUUGCCAUUUCUUCCUCAUUUGUACGUAUUUGCUUCCCAAAAUGUGUUUUAUUGCAAAUGCCUAUUGUACAGUUGGUUUUCAUUGUUUCUCUCCUCCUGGGUUGGUGGAAAUCUUCAACAGAAUUUCAUGCUGCCGAAUUUAUAAAUGUAUUUUUUAUUAAAGAAUUUAUUAUUUUUUA